This is a messenger RNA of Epithele typhae, 576 nucleotides long. RefSeq lists its product as uncharacterized. The coding region runs from base 1 to 576 and encodes 191 amino acids. The transcript is spliced from 4 exons. The record is from RefSeq and is a predicted model, not a curated record. Lineage: Eukaryota; Fungi; Basidiomycota; Agaricomycetes; Polyporales; Epitheliaceae.
AUGCCUCCUCCCGCCUCGAAGUCCAAGCCGCCCCACCGGCUCGAGUUCACGAUGAACAGCCUCCGGAACACGACGCUCUCCACCGAUGACGAUUCGAUGCACUAUGAGAUAGUGACCCGCUUCUGGCACCCGAACCUGACCAAGAUCAACAAGUUCGACAUGGAGACCCGUGAGCUCAUCACCGUCGCCGAGAUCGAGGGCCUCGCGGACGGCGACCCGCGCGUCCGCUUCGGCGGCGACAAGGGUACCUGGCAGUCCGCCUCCGAGUUCCUCAAGUACAACUCAGACCGAGUCGGCGGUACCUUCCAGGCCAACAAUGACACGACCUUCCGGUGGAAGACGCACAACGGCCGCUUCCAGCUCAUCAAGAUGGACGACCCCGAGAAGAAGCCCAUGGCCGAGUUUCACCCGCACAAGAGGCAUUUCUUCGUCUUCCGAAUGUCGAAGCAUGCCUUCUUCGAGGUGCAGCCCAACCCGGAAGUCCUCGAUGUCAUUGACAAGUUCAUUGUGAGCUACCUGCUCGUCGAGAGGCACCGGAGAGAUUCUCGCAUCAGUGUCAAGUUGGAGCGGCACUAG